AUGGCCUCUCGAAAAACUCGUGCGCGUCCUCGAGCACAACGGGCUACAAGCAAUGUCUUUGCAAUGUUUGAUCAAGCCCAAAUCCAGGAGUUCAAAGAAGCGUUUAAUAUGAUUGAUCAAAAUCGGGAUGGUUUUAUUGACAGUCAGGAUUUACAAGAUAUGUACGCAUCUUUAGGUAAAGAAAUGAAGGAGAAUGAUAUCGAGAAAAUGAUUGGUGAGGCACCUGGUCCCAUUAAUUUUACCAUGUUUUUGACUCUGUUUGGUGAAAAACUAACUGGAACAGAUCCCGAGGAGGUCAUAAAGAAUGCGUUUCAAUGUUUUGAUGAGGACAAUAGCGGCACUUUGAAUGAGGAUCGUUUGAGAGAGUUACUAACUACUAUGGGCGAUCGUUAUACCGAUGAACAAGUCGAUGAACUCUUCCGCGAUGCUCCUAUUAAAAAUGGUCAGUUUGAUUAUGUAGAAUUUACGCGGAUGCUGAAACAUGGCACGAAAGAUAAAGACGAAGCCAGUUGA
Enterobius vermicularis (human pinworm) is the source of this 513-nucleotide messenger RNA. NCBI's taxonomy places the organism in Eukaryota, Metazoa, Nematoda, Chromadorea, Rhabditida, Oxyuridae. The record is from the annotation of a GenBank genome assembly.